Molecule: messenger RNA, 1050 nt
Organism: Leptosomus discolor (cuckoo roller)
Lineage: Eukaryota; Metazoa; Chordata; Aves; Leptosomiformes; Leptosomidae
Gene: IL2RG
Product: interleukin 2 receptor subunit gamma
Biological process (GO): cytokine-mediated signaling pathway
Cellular component (GO): external side of plasma membrane; membrane
Molecular function (GO): protein binding; cytokine receptor activity
Source: RefSeq, a predicted model, not a curated record
AUGGCAGUGCCCAGCACCUUCCUCAUGCCCAUCCUCCUCCUCCUCUGUGGGCUGGGCCCCUACCUUGCUGCUGCGCAGAGCUCCCCAGGGGUGGAGUGUGUCCUCUUCAACGAGGAGUACAUGACCUGCACGUGGGGCAGCAGAGAGACGCUCACGGCCAACUACUCCCUCUACUACUGGUAUGAGAACAGGUCCCCCGUGAUGGAGUGCAAGCACUACCUGCAGGACCAGGGCAUCAGCAUCGGCUGCCACUUCAACCAGAGCGAGAUCAUCCAGUUCCAGCCUUUCCGUGUCCGCGUCAACGCCAGCGUUGGCGGCAGAACCCUGGAGAUCCCCAGCAAGCGCAUGGAGCUGCAGGACCUGGUGAAACCGGAGGCACCUGUCAACCUGACCAUCCGCAACAUGAGCAGCAACCAGCUGCAGCUGACCUGGACCUCCCCGUACCCCAAAACCCAGUGCCUGGAGCACACCGUCAAGUACAAGAGCAACAAGGACACCAGCUGGACGGAACACCGGGUGAAUGGAGACAUUUUCUCCUUACCCAGCGUAGACUAUGAGAAGUACUACACCUUCUACGUGCGCAGCAAGAUCAACAGGUACUGUGGCAGCACCCAGCUCUGGAGCGAGUGGAGCGUCCCUGUGGUCUGGGGCAGCAAGGGCACGGUGGAGGAACAGCUGCACUGGUUCUGGAUCCACACGGUCUUGAUCCCCAUUGCCUCUUGCCUGCUCUUACUGGUCCUUGUCGUCCUGCUGGUGCGCAUGGAAAGGGUGUGGGUCAUCCUCAUGCCCCGAAUCCCCAACCCCAGCAAGAACUUCGACGAGCUUUUCAUCACCCACAACGGCAACUUCCAGGAAUGGGCUGGAGUCCCCAAAGAUGUCGUGGAGAGCUUCAAGCCCAACUACAGCGAGAGCAUCUGCUAUGUGAGUGAGCUGCCCCCCAAGGACAGCUACGAGCAUCUCUGGGAAAGCAGCAACCACCUGCAGUCGGUGAUUGCCCCGGCUGCCCCGCACGAGCACAGCCCCUACAAGAACAGCUACAUGGGAGUGUGA